Messenger RNA from Pyricularia pennisetigena, 717 nucleotides. RefSeq lists its product as uncharacterized. Bases 1 to 717 code for a protein of 238 amino acids. The record is from RefSeq and is a predicted model, not a curated record. The transcript has a single exon. NCBI's taxonomy places the organism in Eukaryota, Fungi, Ascomycota, Sordariomycetes, Magnaporthales, Pyriculariaceae.
AUGCGAAUCACGCGUGCACUCGCCCCUCUGGGGCUACUAUCACUGCCUGCCACCGCCGCCGCCGCGGCCGUAGGGAUCCCCCUGCAGGUGACCGACACCACCACCAUCGCCAACCCAUCCGCGGCCAUGGAACCCCGUCAAGCCGGAGACGGGGGCGGCGGCAACCUGAAGGUUUGCCGCGACGUGUUGCUCCUGCAGUCCCGGCCGGGCCUCUCGCUCAACGACACGCUGGCCGCGACGUGCAACGUCGCGGCGGCCGAGUACGUCAACGCGCUGGACCUGAACCGGUGCCUGGGCGUGGACCCCGCGACGCUGGAGUUAGGGUGGGGACGGGCCGGCCGGCUGAGCAGCUUCUGCUCGUCGUGCGAGCUGUCGGAGCUCGAGCUGGGCGGCGAUGACGGGCACGUCGCCGUUGGCAGGAUUGUGUUUGGCUGCGUCUGCAGCGACGCCGGGCAGGAGCGGGCCAGCUCUGUGCGGCUCGACGACGGCGGCAUCGAGGGCAAGAAUGGCGUACUGGCCUGUCGGAACGGCAUGCGCGCCAAGGCCAUCCGUAUGAACCCCGACGCGCCGGUCCGCACUGAGCCCAAGAGGUGCAACCUCGGACUCGGGGACAUGGGUUACAUGGACUGCAUCCCCAAACAGUCCAACGGCUUAAUCAUCCCCGUCGGUGGACGCGACAAAUACGGCAGCGUAUUUAACGACUGGCGAGGCGAUUAA